Molecule: messenger RNA, 2247 nt
Organism: Physeter macrocephalus (sperm whale)
Lineage: Eukaryota; Metazoa; Chordata; Mammalia; Artiodactyla; Physeteridae
Gene: LENG8
Product: leukocyte receptor cluster member 8
Exons: 11
Cellular component (GO): nucleus
Source: RefSeq, a predicted model, not a curated record
CCUGCCACGCAGCACAGCCAGGCAGGAUCCGCCUCGGGCCAGGCCUACGGGCAGCACGGCUACAGCGAGCCCGCCAAGCCCAAAAAGGGCCAGCAGCUGUGGAACCGCAUGAAGCCGGCUCCUGGGACUGGCGGGCUCAAGUUCAACAUUCAGAAACGGCCUUUCGCUGUCACAAGCCAGAGCUUCAGCUCCACCACGGAGGGCCAGCACGGCAGCUUCGGUCCCCAGCCCAACCCCGAGAAGGCCCAGAACCACAGGGGGAACCUGUCCGGGAAGCCCGACGACUGGCCGCAGGACAUGAAGGAGUACGUGGAGCGCUGCUUCACCGCCUGCGAGUCGGAGGAGGACAAGGACCGGACGGAGAAGCUGCUCAAGGAGGUGCUGCAGGCGAGGCUCCAGGACGGCUCGGCCUACACCAUCGACUGGAGCCGGGAACCCCUGCCGGGGCUGACUCGGGAGCCUGUGGCUGAGAGCCCCAAGAAGAAGCGGUGGGAGGCCCCUAGCAGCCUCCACCCUCCCCGGGGGGCAGGCUCAGCGACCAGGGGCGGGGGUGCCCAGUCCCAGCGAGGGACGCCCGGGGCUGGGGGUGCUGGCCGAGCCCGGGGCGGCAGCUUCGCCAAGUUCGGCAACCGCAAUGUCUUCAUGAAGGACCACAGCUCCUCCUCCAGCACGGACUCGCGCUCCCGCUCCUCCUCGCGGUCCCCGAGCCGCCACUUCCGCCGCAGUGACUCGCACUCGGAUUCCGACAGUUCCUACUCAGGGAAUGAGUGUCACCCUGUGGGUCGCAGGAACCCACCCCCCAAGGGCCGGGGAGGCCGGGGGGCCCACAUGGACCGGGGCCGAGGCAGGGCGCAGCGUGGGAAGAGGCACGACCUGGCCCCCAGCAAGCGCAGCCGCAAGAAGAUGGCGGCCCUGGAGUGUGAGGAUCCCGAGCGCGAGCUGAAGAAGCAGAAGCGGGCGGCGCGCUUCCAGCACGGGCAUUCCCGCCGCCUGCGCCUGGAGCCCCUGGUGCUGCAGAUGGGCAGCCUGGAGAGCGGCGGGGCUGACCCUGACUGGCACGAGCUGCAGAUUGUGGGCACCUGCCCUGACAUCACCAAGCACUACUUGCGUCUCACCUGCGCCCCCGACCCAUCCACCGUGCGCCCCGUGGCGGUUUUGAAGAAGUCGCUGUGCAUGGUCAAGUCCCACUGGAAGGAGCAGCAGGACUACGCCUUUGCCUGUGAGCAGCUCAAGUCCAUCCGGCAGGACCUAACGGUGCAAGGUGUGCGCACCGAGUUCACGGUGGAAGUGUACGAGACCCACGCCCGCAUCGCCUUGGAGAAGGGUGACCACGAAGAGUUCAACCAGUGCCAGACGCAGCUCAAGUCACUGUACGCCGAGAACCUGCCGGGCAACGUGGGCGAGUUCACUGCCUACCGGAUCCUCUACUACAUCUUCACCAAGAACUCAGGAGACAUCACCACGGAGCUGGCGUACCUGACGCGGGAGCUGAAGGCGGACCCUUGUGUGGCGCACGCCUUGGCGCUCAGGGCAGCCUGGGCCCUGGGCAACUACCACCGCUUCUUCCGGCUCUACUCGCACGCGCCCUGUAUGUCUGGCUACCUCGUGGACAAGUUUGCGGAUCGGGAGCGCAAGGCCGCCCUCAAGGCAAUGAUCAAAACCUUCCGCCCUGCGCUGCCAGUCUCCUACCUGCAGGCCGAGCUGGCCUUCGAGGGCGAGGCCGCCUGCCGGGCCUUCCUGGAGCCGCUGGGCCUGGCCUACACGGGCCCGGACAACUCCAGCGUCGACUGCCGCCUCAGCCUGGCGCAGCUGCCGGCCUUCUGAGCACCGCGCCGCCGGGGGCGGGGGGCAGGGCUGCAGCCCCCCAGCGCCGCCUCGGCGGGUUUUGUUUUUGAGCCGUGGACUUGGGUUGUAAAUUAAUUUGCGGGGAGUGGCCUCCAGGAAGAGCCACCAGCCCGGCCCCCAUUUUCCCACCGGGGAGUCUGUACAGAGAUUUUUCUACAUUUUUAUUUUUUGCCUCCGAGGGAUGGGAUUGGGGGCGGCGGGGGGGACAGCGGAGGGUUGGGGGCAUGGUCUGUAGGGUCGUCUGUGUCCACCUUGCACCUCCACUAAUGCUGUCUCAGUGUUUUUUCUCUCUCUCUCUCGAGCUUGUACUCCGGUAGUGACCCGGCACCCUGGCCCAUCCCAUGCCGGGGGGGCCAGUGGAAGAAGACAGGCCGCUCCGCCCGUGCCCGCCUGCGGCAGGGG